Messenger RNA from Hydra vulgaris (swiftwater hydra), 10928 nucleotides. RefSeq lists its product as uncharacterized. Lineage: Eukaryota; Metazoa; Cnidaria; Hydrozoa; Anthoathecata; Hydridae. The record is from RefSeq and is a predicted model, not a curated record.
AUUCUAAUGUAGAUCACCCUAUGGCUAAUAACGAUAUAACAAAACGUUACGAUGCAAGCGCUGACAUAAUGCACGGAGAAAUGAUGGGUAUGGGUGACUCUGAUAAUUACGACACAACUCCUAAUGAUCUUAAACGUUCAACAAUUCAUACAAUAUAUACAACUGAUCCUCAUUCAAAAUUUAAAUUUGACUUAAAUAGACUUUCUAUUGACGUUAAGAGACGGUCUGUUGAAAACUUAAAUGAACAAAACGGGGGGGUUUCAUUGCUUUUAAGAGUUAACAAUAAGUCUAAUGGUUUAGAAAGUAACGCAAAUUCAACAGAAGGGAACACAAAACCUGUACCUUUCCAGGUUCGUUCACAAUUAGGUUCUGCUCUAUUCAGCACAGACACAUUUAAUUCUCAAACAUAUACAUCUCCAUCUCUCUCCCAAGCCAAAGUUUUUCAUGAAAGGCAACCUCGUCACUUUCAUCAUCAUCACCACCAUCAUCGUAGACAUCAUUUGCAUCACAGACAUCAUCAUUAUCGUAACGAGUUUGAGCCUGAAAGAUUUAGCGAAUCAUAUUUCCGUCGAAAUGGUUUCGAAUGGAAUCAACCUCUUUCGUAUUAUUCACCUUUCUUUAGAAUGCCACCUUAUAGCAUGUCGUGGGGAAGAUUUUCAAAUCCCUAUGAAUAUCACAUGGGUAGACGUUGGAUUUCUUCACCUAGUUAUGUUCGUUCUAAUGUAGAAGGAGCUUUAGACCCAAGGCUAAAUUCUGGAAUAUUUGCAAACGGUUUUAAUCCAGGUAUUGCGUUGCCUGAUUCAGAAAACCUUAUGGCUGAAAGCCUACGCAAGCCAUUACAAAAUGAAGGUGAAAGAAUGGCUCUGGAGCACCUUCAAAAUAUACACAUGUCAACUCUACGAGAAUUUGCACAAUCGCAAGAAGAAAGGCGAAGAGAGUUAGAGGCUGAAGAGUUCAGGUUUCAGCAUAGCAAGUUAAUGAACCCCUAUCUUCCUGAAUUGCAGCAUGUGCCAUUAGAAAACCCAUUUCAUUUAAACAAUUUUAGGCAAAAUCACAACUCCUUGUUGGCAAAUCGUUUUUCUAGAAAUUUUGAUAAGACAUCAUUUCAAGACCCUUAUUUGGAAAUGAAACCUGAGCAAGAACCUAAUAAUGUUUUUGAUCAGUUUUCUGUACAUUCUCCAUCUCUUUACGAGUCUCAAUUUGAUCCCAGCAUCUCGGAAUUUCACCAUCAUUCUGAUUUCAUUUCGCAUUUUAAAAAUGAACCAAAAAAUUAUAUUGAUGAUGUUAUACCUUCAGCUGUAAACAGACCAGGCAUUUUAAGAGUAACUGGAAUGGAAAAAAGGUCAUUUAAUGAAGAAGGAAAAUAUCAAAACAGUCAAAUGGAAAGGCCUGAAUUUGAAAUGCAGUUUUCAAAUAAACCGAUAGAUGAUGUGAAUCCAAACCGAGAAUAUUCCAGGUUUCAUAAUGACGAUUAUCCGUCUUACCAAUCAUCUUAUGGUAACAGAAUCUCUGGAAGACACUCAAUUCAAGAAUACAGAGAUUCAGAUCAACCAUCUAUGUUCCGCGAUAACGAAUCAGACCAAACUGAAUCAAAAACCACUUCUAAACUUAACUCUUUAUUUGAUACCUCAAAUGUAGAUGCACAUAGACCAAUAGAUGCCCCGGAUUCUGCACCAUUACUUGAAGGAAGCUUGCCUGAUUCAAGCACGUUGUUAAAAAAUCCAGGUAGCAUACCAGAUUUUCAUGAUCAACUAAAUGCUGGAGUACAAGAUGGUGAUCAACAAAAUGAAAUUAGUGAACAAGCUGAAGCUCUUAGAGAAGACAAGGAAUUUGCUAAAAUCUCGCAAAUACAAGAAGAAAUGUACAAAAAGCUAAAUGAUGUAUUGCCAAUUGGAGAUAUGCCAAGACCUGAUCUUUAUCCAACUGAAUCUAAAAAAACGGGAUUAAAACAUUUAGUUCCAUCGCAAACCAAUGAAAUUAAUAAGAAAGAAGAUAUAUAUGGGUACAAAAAAUAUGAAGUACCAAUAGGACAAAAGUAUAAAAACAAUUUUAAAAAAGAUCAUCUUCCAGAAGAUGUAAAAUUGAAUCUAACAAUUUCAAACACUACUUCUGAUGACUUAUUUUUAUUUGAUAAAAAAUCAAAUAUGUCAGUCACUUCAACUUUACCGCUCACACCACAAGUUACAUCAUCACUAACACCUGUCACGUUGCCAACCACACCAGAAAAACGCAGAAACACUAAAAAUCUUUUAAUUGAAGUUAGUAACAGCAAAGUAGUAAGUAUUGAUAACUCUUUUAAUGAAGAAAAAAGAGAAAAUACAAUACUUUUAGAGAAAAAAAAUCAUCAAAAUGUUACAAAAAAAUCGGAAAUUGGUCAUCGUAACGAAGUUCACGCAAAUGAUAAAAAAUUCAAUCAAAAAAAAAAUUUAGCUCUGAAGCGGAAGAACACAAUUUUUUUAAAAGAUCAAUCGCUAGUGAAUAGUAGUGAACCAAUCAGUGAUGUGGAAAAAGAAAAUGACAAUUUUCGAGAAGAAGAUGAUACAAAAAACGGAGUAAAAUCCAAAGCUGUCAAUUCAUCAUCUAGAGAGCAUGUAGAACAAGUAAAUAAAAGAGGUCUUCGAUGCUCUGCAUGUGGUGUUGAUUGCAAUCCACUCUGUGGAACUUUUUAUAAUAACAAUUAUAAUGGACUGUUAAGUAAGCCAGUUGUUUUUAAUCACGAACCUUCGGUAGUUGCCUACAAACCACCAGUAGUUAUUCACCAACCUCCAGUUGUUUUACAUCCUGUAUUACAUCGACAUAGAGUGCAAGUACAUCAUUUAGAUCACUACCAAUUGUUACCUCAUUCUCAAGCUUGUGACUGUUCUGACGAAUACCAACACAACUGCAUGUGCUUACCAGGACAACAUCUACAAAACUUUAAUAAAAAACAUCAUAUACGUGGCAAAAAGCAUCCCCGGUCUGAAGUUGAAAGUGUAAGUACUAGAAACAGUCAAUCUUUUAAGCGCUGUAUUGAUUGUGGAGUUAAUUGUGAUCCUGGAUGUCAUUCAAAUGAUUAUUAUGGUUACGGAUUAGGUACAGGAUAUAAUAAUGGUCACCCUAUAUUUAGCAAUAACCAUGCGACAUUUGAAGGAGCAGAUGGUAUAUACAACGGUGGUCAAUGGAAUGAAGGGAAAGAUCACGAGUUUGGUUUGAACGGAGAAGAAGAUUUAAAUGGUUUUCACAAUAAUGAAGAAAAUAGUUUAAAUAAUUAUGGUAUAAAUGAACUCAAUUUUGCAACACAUAAUGAACCAAAUCACGACCAUGAAACAACUGUUUACAAGCGUCCAGAUAUUGUUGUUCCACAGCCUCCAGAUAUUAUUCAUAGACCUGAUAUUGUAAUCCAUAGAGCACCCAUAAUUGUUCACAGAAGACCUAUUGUUUAUCAUCAAGCUCCCGUUAUUGUUCAUAAACCUCCGGUUGUUGUACACCAAGCACCUAUUGUUGUUCACCCAGUUGUUCAUCACCACCGAAUCCUUGACCACCAUAUUCACAACUACCAUGUCGUACCACAUCAUACAACUUGCGAUUGCGAAGAUAAAAAAGACUGUAUAUGUGGUAAACUGAGAAGUAAAAAAAAUCUUGAAAAAAAUAUAAGAUCGUUAAUUCCUAAUGUUGCACAAAAUAAUUCUUUGUCAAAUAGCACUUUAGAAGACUUUAAAACAACUAAAAAGAAAAAAAAGGAUGUUGUAGUAAGCCGUCCUCCUAUUAUUUAUCACCCUCCACCUGAGAUAUAUCAUCGACCUGAUAUUGUUGUUCAUCGACCACCAUUACUAAUUCACAGACCAUCUAUAAUUUACCAUCAACCACCAGUAAUUGUUCAUAGACCUGCAGUUGUAUACCAUCAACCACCUUUAGUUUUCCAUCAACCUCCUCCAGCAGUCCAACAACCUUUACUUGUUUCUCACGACACUUUUAAAUUUCAUCCUUCUGCAUACUAUACUCAUAUGGGAUCAGUUGUUAACAAAGUAGGAAGUUAUGUUGGUGUUCCUCAUGGUCCAAUUAUCAAUUACCCGCAUUCUCCUUAUUACGGCACAACAGGAUACGGUCCCGCGCCUGCUAGUGGUUACCAUGGCUUUGGUAAUGGACGUGUUCCUUACGCAGAUCCUGAAAGUGGUGAGGGUCACGAACCUAUUAUGUCUUUACCUAAUUCUCACGGUGCAGUAGGUUACGAAUCACCAUCAGGAAACAUGCACAACGAAGAAUCUUUUGAUCAUGAUCAGCAGGAAUUCCCACACACUGGUGUUGUAGGACAUAGUCCAAUGGGAGAUUUUAGUCAUUUUGGAGCCCCGAAUGAAAUUCAUCCACCCAAUAGUUUUAAUCAACAAGAAGGAAAUUUCGGAAAUACUGAAUUUGGUCAAAGAGAAUCUGAACAGUUUAAUAAUCAUCCUGAACAACAGUUUGGAUACCCUUCUAACGGAGUUAACCUAAAUAAUCAAAUGUCUAAUGAGGGAUUCGGGGCACAAGGCUUCGACCGUUCCUUUAGCGAAUCUUCAUCUUCUGAACAGCAAGCUACAAUGGGUGGCGUUUCUGGUGGAGUAUCCGGAGAAGAAAACAGUCCUAUUGGUCACUUAGGUGGCGAGGAGUUUAGUAAUCAACAAUCAUCACCUUAUAAGCGAACAUAUAUUGCAAAAAACGAAAAUGAAGAUAACUUUGAAAAAGAUACAUUUCGAGAGAGAAGAUCUAAAAACUUACACUUACAAAAAAAUCACCAUCAACAUCCAAGUAGAAGACAUAGAGUUGUUGUUGGUCGACCUGAUAUUAUUUACCAUCAAGCUCCAGAAAUUGUUCAUAGACCGCCAUUGAUUGUACAUAGACCUGAUAUUGUAAUUCAUCGCCCUUCAGUAAUUGUACAUCGCCCACCCGUGGUAGUUCAUCGUCCUGCUAUUAUGUACCACCAGCCGCCCGUUGUUUUCAAUUCUCCUCUUCCAGUUAUUCAUCAACCAAAUGCUAUUUCCCACGAUAUGUAUGUUGCACACAGUUAUCCACAUAGAAUUGGAUCUCAUGUUUUUCCCUCUGGAGGAAUUAUAUCCCAGGUUUCUAACGUAGAACACGAAGAAAACAUUGGUCAACUUAAUAAUAUUCAAAAUGAUGAACAUAUUCAAAAUUUUGAUUCUGGAAUGCUCAACUCUGAACCAAAUGAAGAACAUGAUUUUGGGAUUCAAGGACCCUCAGCUUAUAAUAAUGGUCUUCCAUCUGAAGGUUGGGGUACAGGCCCUAACGUUGGAGUUGAUGUAACUCCUAAUAAUGUAGAAAACAUUGGGGCGGAUUAUGAAAGCCCAGUAAGAAACCAAUAUGCUCCAGGAGCUUUUUUACAGGAAGAUGGCUAUAGUCAAAGUAACCUAAAUGCACAACCAGUAACAGGCAAUAAUCAAAUAGCUCAUUUUAAUAGGGGUGAGCCAAACAAUAUUUUAAACCAAUUUGGUCCAUUAACUACUAAUAACUAUGUACCUCUUCCAGAAGAGGAACACCCAUGGACAAAAUCAAAAGUUCCAAAAAAAAAAUCAAAUCAAGUAUCUGGUGUGAAAAAACAAAUUCUAGUAUCUAGUAAUCAUGGGGAUUUUUCCGGAGAUGUUCGUGAUGAAAAAUACCCUCAUGAAAACUCAAAUUUUGUAGGAUGUGAAGGUUCAAAUUGUCAUGAAGAUGGAUAUAGUGAUGGGGAACCUUUCCAUGAAGGAAACGAAAGAUUUGCCGAUGGGUAUGACGGACACAACGAUUACCAUGAUUUAAGAUAUAGUAGACACCACCCAGCAGGUGUACACGCAACAGUUCUUUAUAGACCAGAUGUAGUAUUUCAUCCCAGACCAGAGCUUUACCAUAGACCUGAUAUUAUAGUUCAUCGUCCAGAUGUGGUUAUUCACAGACCAUCAGUAGUCAUUCAUCAACCUCCCGUUCUUGUACACAGACCUGCCGUGAUUGUUCAUCAACCUCCAAUUGUUUUUCAUCAACCACCUCCAGUCGUACAUAGACCUAUAGCUGUUUCUCACGACCAUUACUUAGUGCAUGACAAUCAUGAACAUGUAGGUUCUCAUUUAGAACAUGCUGGUCACGUUGUCGGCCAAGGUGGUUAUGAUAUUGGUGCACCUUUUGAAAAUGCAAAAGAUAUAGAUAACUUGCAUAGUUUUAGUCACCCUCAUUAUGAAAAUAUUCAUAAUGAAUUUGCCAAUGAGGGUAACUUAAUUAACAACCAAGGAUUUUCAAACAAUUUAAAUGAUAAUUUUGGUUCCCAUACUCAUAGUGUUCCUGAUUACAAUCUUCAGCCUAUUAAUAAUAUUGGAACUUCCGAAGAUUUUGAUAACCCAUCGACAGCUCAAUUUCAAGAAGAAAAAGAUUUAGAAAAUGUAAACUCAGAAAACUUGUCAAGCAAGUCCGUCGUAACACAUCAUAAAGGACACAAGAAAAAAAAGAAGAACAAGAAGAAGACAAAAGUUCGAAGAGAAAUAAAGGAAUCCAAUCAUACGGAAUCUGAAAUUGAAGUGAUGAAAAAAUCAAAAAUUCAAAAUUCAUCAAAAAAACACCAUGUAACAGUGAUUCAUCGACCUGAUGUUGUCUUUCAUCAAAGACCCGAGGUUAUUCACAGACCUGAUAUAAUAGUUCACAGACCAGAUGUUGUAAUUAAUCGACCAGAUGUUAUUAUACAUAGACCAGCUGUUAUUGUUCACAAACCACCAAUGGUCAUUCAUCAAGCGCCAAUUGUUUUUCAUCAUUCUCAUCCUAUGAUGCACCAACCAAUUCAGCAUCAAAAUAAUUUAUAUGUUCAAAAUACCUAUCCAGAUCAUGACGGAUCCCAUAUUGAAAAUUUAGACCAUAGCUAUCCUCUUGAUAUUGCACCUCACAUUAGUAAUUCACCUCAUAUAUACAGUGAACCCGUAAAUGUUGGUCAUAUAAUGAUGGAAAGAGUUCAUAGUAAUGGAGGUCAUGUUGGAGAUACACCUUCUAUGGGUGUUAGCAAUGAUGUUUUAGAAAAUGAGUAUCAUUUAAAUCUGGAUAAUAACUGCAACAAUUAUAAUUGUCAUAAUUUUGGUGGAGAACCAGUUGGACAUGAACAUCUUAUUGGACCAAUAGGAUUUGCACCACAAUACCCUGAUACCGAAGACGAUGAUGCAAGAUCACACAUUCCAAAGAAAAAUAAUCAAACAGCGUCAAAGAAGCACCAUGUUACUGUGAUACACAGGCCAGACAUAAUAUAUCACCCUAAACCAGAAAUAGUUCACAGACCAGAUGUAAUUGUACAUCGUCCUGACAUAGUAAUUCAUCGUCCUUCUGUUGUAGUGCACAGACCCCCUGUAGUUGUACACAAAUCUCCAGUUAUUAUCCAUCAACCUCCAAUAAUUUUACAUCAACCUAAUCCAAUUAUUAAUCAACCCAUUCACCAGUCGCAUGAUUUAUAUGCAAUGAAACAAGUACCUAUUCAGGUUGGAUCGCGCUUAGAGCAUGUUAGCUCAAAUACCAAUAUUCAAGAACUCGGCCCAACUACAGAAACAAGCUCUAAUAUUUUAGAUCAAGGAAACUUUCAUGAAACACAAACUUUUCCUAUAAAUGGACAGAAUAGUUUAAAUAAUGGGCACGAAGUUCUUGACCAACCAUUAAAUCUUAAUGAUCAAGGAAGCAACGGGAUGGAAAGUAUUAAUUAUUUAUCGUCAAACGAAAGAGGAUUAGAAACACAACUUGGUAAUAACUUACAAAGUUCUGUUAACAAUAAAAAUCUUAACAAUAGUUAUGUGAAUAUAGAUGAAAAUCAUGAAGAACCAAAUUCAAUGAUUGGAAAUUACAAACAAGAUUAUACAAUUAACAACAACCAUAUUGGACAAACGGGUGGAGAGCUAAACGUUAGAUCGGGAGAAUUGUCUUGCGAUGAAAACUCUGAUCCACAAUGCAACAGGUCUAAAAAAAAUAAAGUCUCUAAAUUAAAAACUAAAAAAAAAUUAAAGUUAAAAAACAUAACAGGAUUUAAAAGAGAUUUUGGUUUUGGCUCCGAAGGUAUAAGUAGAGAUUGUAUAGGUUCACAUUGCGGAGAAUGUCACGAUGGUCACUGUGGAUCUGAUAUUUCUGAUCAUCAAGGAGAAGAGUCGUUUGGUCAUCACGGUUUCGGAGAUGUUAUAGGGCAACAUGCUGGUAGUGGGAUAAUUGGACAUGGAGGCCUUUCAGGUCAUGGCAUCUGGGGAGAUCACGGUGAUCAUUGGGGACAUGGUCACGAAAAUACAUGGGAACAUCAUAAUGAUCAUCACCAUCAUCACGCAGACGAGCAAAAUAUUGUAGUUCAAAGACCAGAUAUUGUUUUUCAUCCAAGACCUGAAUUGUAUCACAGACCAGAUAUUAUUGUACACAGACCUGAUAUUGUUAUUCAUCGUCCAUCUGUAGUUAUACACCAACCUCCCGUUUUAGUUCACCGACCUGCAGUUAUAUAUCACCAACCGCCUGUUGUUUUCCAUCAGCCCGGACCUGUGGUUCAUCGUCCAAGAGUUGUAUCUCAUGAUAUGUAUGUUACCCAUGAUCAACAUGAACAUGUUGGUUCUCAGAUUGAGCAUGCAGGUGGUGGAACUAUUGCUCAUGCUGGUUACUAUGAAAAUCACGAUAUUGGACAUUCUCAUGAUGAUGAUGACGAUGAAAGAGGCGAAGAAGGUCAUCAUAGCCACGAAGGUGGAUAUGAAGGAGGGAGAUCCGGUGGUGAACAUCAUGAUGAGCUGGGUUACGGAGGUGGCCAUCAUUUUGAGCAUGGUUUUGGAUUAGGUGGGCACGAGUUCAAUUGUUUAGGAGGAAAUUGUGGACACGAAGAUGAGCAUGCUUUUAAAAGAUUUUUGGUUGACAGCCCUAAUGAACUUCAGCAAGCAAAAGCAAAACGACACAGAGUGGUUGUAUUUAGACCACCUAUAAUAUACCACCCACCCCCAGAAAUUUACCACCGUGCGGACUUGAUUGUUCACAGACCAGAUGUUAUUAUCAGUAGGCCAUCUGUAGUUGUUCAUCGUCCGGAUGUCGUUAUUCAUAGACCUAAUAUUGUUUAUCAUCAACCUCCAGUUGUUUUUUAUACCCCUCCACCUCAUAUACACCAGCCAAUUAUAAAAUCACAUGAUUCAUACGUAACGCAUCCUAUAUAUAGACAUAUUGGCAGUAAUGUGGAACAUGUUGGGGGUGUAUUUUUGCCUCAUACCUAUCCACCUAACAACUUAGUGCCUUUGCAGGACUCAAAUUUAAAUCAGUACACCAAUGAAGAUGCUUUGCAAGAAAAUAGUCAAACACCAGUAAAUAACUUUAUUGGCCAAAAUUAUCACAAUCAAGAGCAAACUCAGGAAACAGAGGAACUUGAGGGUUUGCAUGAGGAAAAUCCUGAUGAAGCUGAUAAUAGUGUUUUAAAUAAUGUUAACAUAAACCCACAUCAAGAUUUAGUUUCUUCUACAAAUCCAAUAAAUACACAGCAAAAUCUAGUAAACGAACCACAACCAGGUUACAACGUUGCUGGUUUGGGGAAAUCUAAAGUUGAAAAACAUAAAAAGCAUAGAAAAAGAAAACAUAGUAGGAGAAGAAAUAGAAGAAAUAUUGUUGUCAAGCAAUCAAUUAAAUCAACAAAAAAAGUAACUAAGAAUAAUAAAAAGAAAAAAUCCCAAAAUGGUUUUAAAUCAACAAACAAAAUUAGUAGCAGAAAAACUAAAAAAACAGAAAUUGAAAAUAGUGAUGAUAAAAAAAAAGGAAAAGCUAGUAAAAAAAAUGACAUUAUAGUAAAACGUCCUCCUGUAAUUUAUCAUCCACCUCCUGAAAUUUACCACAGACCACCUAUUAUUGUACAUAGACCCCCGUUAGUUAUCCGUCGACCCCCAAUUAUCUACCAUCAGCCACCAGUAAUUGUUCACCGUCCUGCUGUUGUUUACCAUCAACCUCCUUUAAUUUUUCAUCAACCACCACCAGCAGUUAGCCAACCUAUUCUUAAAUCGCAUGACACAUUUAUGAUGCAUCCAGCAGCUCGCUUAACUCACAUGGGAUCUAUGGUCACUAAUGCUGGGACUUAUGUUGGAGUUCCUGAACAUAGGUUUAUGUAUCAAGGCGGUAUGGGUUUCUUUCGAGCACCAGAACAAGACCAUCAAGUAGGUUAUUCAGCCGUAGAUAGCGAUAACUCACAUGGUGAGAACACUUACAUGUCUACACCUCGCAUGGAUGAUUUCAAUCAAGGAGUAGGUGGAGGAAUUUCUGAUUUAUCAAGUCAUCAAAGAAAUUCAAUGCUAGAAAAUGUAGAUACAGAACAACAUCAAAUAGGAGAUGGACAGUACAUUGGUGGACAAGGAAGAGAUCAACUUUCAAAUGAACAAAAUUUAGUGCUUCAAGAACCAUCCAUGCAGCAGCAAAAUAUAAACGAUGGUGAGCAACAGUUUAUUGAUAGUUCUAACAAUCAAAUUGGUAUGGGUCCUUCUGAGUCAAGCUACGCUUCCCAGUCAGGUAGUGAUGAUGCGUUUGGAAGAAAUUCUAUUCCGUCACCAGCUGAAGAUAACCUUCCUGAUAAUGAUGAAAGUUCUGAAAAUAACGAAGAGGAAGAGGAAGAUUCUGAGAACCGAGUUGAACAGCAUACUGAGAAAAAACAAGAGAUAGUCGCAAAUGAAAGCAAAAGGAAAAGUAUUGAAAAACCACUUCUAAAAAUCAUAAAGGGAAUAAAAUCACAACAUAAAGAUAAAAAAGAUGAUGAAGUUGAUAGAAAAAAACGACAAACUCCCUUUUUUAAUCCUUACCAGUUGCGUCAAGAUGUUCCCCAGUUUAAUCCAUUAUUUUUUAAACCCCAACGCAGACACCACAAAACAUCUGUUAAUAUAGAUGUUGUCGGAAAGAGAUCCAUUUCAGACACUUUAAAACCAGGAAAUAAAAAUCGGAAUCAUUUUUUAUUCUAGAGCGGUCUCAGGUUAAAAGAU